GGGCGACGACAAGCCCCUGUGGGACGUCCACCUCCUGAUGGCCCACCAGUGCAUGGUGUUAUGGAUCCACCACGCACUUGGCGACGGGAUCUCACUGGUUUCGUCUUUCCCAGUAGGGUCCCAACAGGUGGACGACCCCGAGGCGCUGCCGACGAUCGGUACUCUGUCGUCAGCGUGAGGAGGAGUGGCGGUGGCGGCAAAUGGUGGAAGGCGGUAGUGAGGGUGUUGGAGGUGGUGUGGUUCACGGUGGUUUUUGUAGUGGAGUUCGUGCUGAGGAUCAUGUGGGUGAGCGAUCGGAGGAUGCUGGUGAGCGACGACGCAGGGGUGGAACUCUGGCCGAGGAAGCUGGCCAUGGCGAGGUUUCGGCUGGAGGACAUGAAAGUGGUCAAGUCAGCGGUCGCUAAUGCGACCAUUAAUGAUGUUCUCUUUGGGAUCAUAUCAGCCGGCUUGUUCAAAUACUUGGAUCACCGAUCUCCCAAUGGUAAAAAGGGAAUAGCAUUUCCGACAAUCCACUCGAUUUUUUUGAUUGAAUUGAAGUGUGGGUUUGGUAUUAAUCAAGAACUAUCCAAUUUGAUCAAAGGCAACCUGGGACUGCGGUGGGGCAACAAGUUCGGGAUUCUCCUCCUCCCCGUUCAUUACCGCAGAAGCUCUGGCGACCCUCUUGAAUACCUGAGAAAAGCUAAGUCCAUGAUCGGCCGGAAGAAGAAGUCCCUGGAGGCUCACUUCUCCUACAUAAUCGGGGAUAUCGUCAUGACUUAUCUAGGAGCACGUAUCGCGAGCCUGCUCAACUACAGGAUCAUCUGCAACACCUCCUUCACUAUCAUGAACGAGCUCGGCCCGCGAGAGGAGAUCGCGGUCAUGGGCAACCCCAUCACGUACGUACGGGUGAACUCCUCGAGUUUACCUCACGCGCUCACGAUUCACAUGGUGAGCUAUGCGGGGAGGGCGGACAUGCAGAUUCUGGUGGUCAAGGACAUCAUCCCCGACCCUGAUUUUCUGGCAAAGUGCUUUGAGGAUGCUUUGCCCGAACAUGUCGGAUACGCUAUCUGA
This is a messenger RNA of Eucalyptus grandis, 1050 nucleotides long. Its product is annotated as O-acyltransferase WSD1-like. The transcript has 5 exons. Gene Ontology annotation, molecular function: long-chain-alcohol O-fatty-acyltransferase activity; diacylglycerol O-acyltransferase activity. Gene Ontology annotation, cellular component: plasma membrane. Gene Ontology annotation, biological process: triglyceride biosynthetic process. NCBI's taxonomy places the organism in Eukaryota, Viridiplantae, Streptophyta, Magnoliopsida, Myrtales, Myrtaceae. Bases 61 to 1050 code for a protein of 329 amino acids. The record is from RefSeq and is a predicted model, not a curated record.